AUGACGGAUUUGAGGACUCAGCUGUGUGACACACCCGAGAAUUACAUCAACGAUCCUAUCGUCGAAAUCCAAUGGGCUGAGAAGGCCUUCAAAAAGGCCGAGAUUCAUACGAAUCUUCUCUUAUCAUCUGACACCAAGCAUCUGAAACUUUGCAAGGAACAGGAUCAGAUUUACGAGCAGUUUAGGAAGGAUUUCCCCAAUCUUGAUGUGAAGGCUGUAAGAUUUAUCGAGUUUUGUCUGUAUUUAUAUUAUUUUAGGUAACUGUCGAAGAUCUGAAAGGCGACCAUACCGUCAAGUGGCGAGAGUUUUGCAUGGUUUUUCAGGAAGUAAAGGACUACAAUUUUGGGUCAUUGUUGAGAUUGCGAGCCGAUGAGAGCUACACGAAUGAAAACACUGUGCUUGUUCCUCAGGUAAGAACUUCUUCGAUGUGUAAUUUUUUAUGGAAACUAAGUGACUCGAAGUGGAGAUAACGAAAAUGGUUUCAGGUUAUAUUCUUUGCUGUCGAGAUUGCUAGAAACUUGGAGGGGAUCAAUGAAACGUACAAGGAACAGGUCAGGAUACAUCGUGAAGAAUCUCUAAAAUCGAACCCCGAAGCUGUUUAA
Molecule: messenger RNA, 602 nt
Organism: Bursaphelenchus xylophilus (pine wood nematode)
Lineage: Eukaryota; Metazoa; Nematoda; Chromadorea; Rhabditida; Aphelenchoididae
Source: the annotation of a GenBank genome assembly